Messenger RNA from Penicillium riverlandense, 2022 nucleotides. Its product is annotated as type-X family DNA polymerase. Gene Ontology annotation, biological process: double-strand break repair via nonhomologous end joining. The record is from RefSeq and is a predicted model, not a curated record. Lineage: Eukaryota; Fungi; Ascomycota; Eurotiomycetes; Eurotiales; Aspergillaceae. The coding region runs from base 1 to 2022 and encodes 673 amino acids. The transcript has a single exon. Gene Ontology annotation, cellular component: nucleus. Gene Ontology annotation, molecular function: DNA binding; DNA-directed DNA polymerase activity.
AUGCCGGAUCCCUUGUUUGCAAGUUCAUCUCCGCCGGAGGCAGAUGCAGAAGUCGACCAAGUGGACAUAUUCUCGUCAAUCCCGCCGGUCUUUAUUCUGCCUACUCAUUUGUCAUUGGACGGGUUGCACGAUGCUGAAAGCCGGCUCGUCAACUACGGGGGGAAUAUCACCUAUGACAUCGCAGAAGCGGGGUUGAUUCUGGGAAGUAUUGGGCAAAAAAAAAGGGCUGCAUUGGAGCUGCGCUCGCGCGGUAUUUGGACCCAGGACGUUUCAGAACAUUUGCCUGCAGAUGAAGCCAGUUUGAAAGAUUCCGAACCCCCUCUUAAACGAAGGCGAAGUGAGCAACAUAGUCAGUCCGGGGGUGCGGAAAACGACAUCGACCUCAGCACCGAGUCCGAUUCCGGGUCUGAAAAAGAUACAGUGCAAAACCGAAGUCGUCAUCCAAAGCAUCUACUUCAGACGGCUGACGAUCAAAAAGGCUCAGUUCUUGUGAUCAAGCUUGAAUGGCUCGACGAAUCUAUCAAGGCUGGGAAACCGUUGCCGAAAGAGCCAUAUAUGGUUUACCACGGUCAAAAGAAGAUAGUGCCUACUGUUCCUGCGGAAACGGGAAAACAGAUAGGCGCCACAGGACAAAAAUCAAACCAAAUAAUUCAGCGCGCCAAAGAAGAUGCAGCGCUGCAAUCACCGCCAGUUUCCUCUAGUAGAUUCGGUGUUCGGCGCUCAAAGGAAAGUUUUGACAGAGGAUCUUCCAGCCAAAGACAACCCCCAACUUUAUACCGUCAGACAACCUCUGAACACGACGAACCUACGUCACUACCGCCUACUCCAGAUUGGGUGCGCGACCAGGUUCUAUACGCAUGCAUGCGCUCAGCGCCCCUGCAUCCCGCAAACGAGAAAUUUAUUUCACAACUUGAAAAAAUUCGCCGCAUUCGAGAGCUCACUCUUGACGAUAUUGGGGUACGGGCAUAUAGUACGUCAAUUGCCGCUCUCGCAGCAUACCCGUACACUAUUCAUCGACCAAACGAAAUCAUCGCCUUGCCCGGUUGCGAUGUGAAAAUUGCGAACCUCUUUGCCGAGUUUCAGCAGCAUGACAGUAACGAUCAUAGCGAAGAUGACGGGACCGUUUCUGCCGCAGCUGCCCUCGAGACGGAUCCGGUGUUGCGCGUUUUACACACUUUCUAUAAUAUUUGGGGCGUUGGUGCCAAAACUGCACGAGACUUUUAUUAUCACCGGGGCUGGCGCGAUCUCGAUGAUAUCGUCGAACACGGCUGGAACUCUCUUUCUCGUGUGCAGCAAAUAGGAGUCAAAUUCUACGACGAAUUUCUGGCUGGCGUUCCUCGCCCCGAAUCAGAAAGCAUUGUUGCUAUUAUCCGCAGGCAUGCAAAUCUUGUUCGCCCUGACGCUGGCAAUGCCAUUGACUGUAUUAUUGUCGGUGGAUACCGCCGAGGGAAAGAAAUUAGCGGUGACGUGGAUAUCAUGAUAUCCCACCGCGAUGAUGCGGUAACGCGAAAUCUCGUCCUUGAUCUCGUUGCCAGUCUCGAGAAGGAGCACUACAUCACCCAUACUCUUGCCUUGAACCUCACUUCCUCGCACCGAGAGCAGCAAACCGUCCCCUUUCGCGGCGAUGCCCCCGGGAAACAUUUUGACAGCCUCGACAAGGCCUUAGUGGUCUGGCAAGACCCGCACUUCGACAUCGGAGACGUCGAUGUCGACGAGAACACUCUACGCAAAAAGAAUCCAAACCCUCAUCGUCGGGUGGAUAUUAUCAUCUCGCCCUGGCGCACUGUCGGUUGCGCUGUGCUUGGCUGGUCUGGUGACACGACUUUCCAGCGGGAUCUACGCCGCUAUGCAAAGAAGGCCCAUGCAUGGAAGUUUGACUCGAGUGGUGUUCGAGAGCGAACAACUGGCGGCCAGGUUGUUGACCUUGAGCAUGGAGGAGAAACUUGGCAGGAAAGGGAGAGGUUGGUUAUGGAGCGGUUGGGAGUUGGAUGGAGGCCGCCGGAGGAGCGAUGCACACGGUAG